GUUGAGAAAAUGAAAUUGAGACAAGAGCUUAAGGCCAGAACUGAUGAGCUAGAGGAAACUAUAUCGCAUUAUUCAGUUGAGAUUGGCAAACUUAAUACCAUAAUUGUGGAACUAGAGAAAAAUAAGACAGUUAUAGCUAAACUCGAGUCUGAAAAUGCAGAAUUUAGAGAUAGGAUCAUGAAAGUAGAGCAGAGGCAGAUGCUAAGUGAUAAUGUUUCUAAGGUAAUCAAUUCUUCUAAUAACAGCUCGCCUAACUUCAAUUCGCUUGCAGAUCAGUUACCUAUGGAAAUGGAUACUUCAUUACCUGAAGAACCGAUACCAGAAGGGUUACCAGAGCUAGCUGUUAAUAUACCUAAAAAUAAUGAUGAUAACAUUGAGUUCACUAAAAGUCAGGUUGUAGAGCAAGAAUUAACAAAAGAAUUGCUCAGCAGUAUCAUUUCUGCUCCAUUAAUCUCUUUUGAUGCUACGGAACAGAUACCUUCGAUUAAUGCUCCUUUGAUUUCAGCUAAGGUAACCACAUCUCAUACCUUCAAUUCAAAAAAUAAGAUAAGUAUAUUAUCCAAUUCAUCUCCAGAAAAUGAUCAAGAUUUAAAAUUACCGGAAGUUAAAGUAAAUACAUUUACCAAAGAUACUGAGGAUGAAGAUGAUAAUAAGGAAUCUUCUAAUGAUGAUAACUCCGAUGAUGAGGGUUCCUUUAAUAACAAUAAAGAUGAUAGAGAGUUCUGUGGUUUUUCUGAUAAUGAGGAUGAAAGAUAUUAUUACAAUUUAAAUACCGGCGAAAUUUAUAGAAAAUCAGAUCAUUUAAUUAGCGCAUUUAACAAUAGAUAUUUUAUGUUCGUUUCGGUCAGUAAAAAAUAA
Molecule: messenger RNA, 858 nt
Organism: Racocetra persica
Lineage: Eukaryota; Fungi; Glomeromycota; Glomeromycetes; Diversisporales; Gigasporaceae
Source: the annotation of a GenBank genome assembly